Molecule: messenger RNA, 2238 nt
Organism: Limanda limanda (common dab)
Lineage: Eukaryota; Metazoa; Chordata; Actinopteri; Pleuronectiformes; Pleuronectidae
Gene: ppef1
Product: protein phosphatase, EF-hand calcium binding domain 1
Exons: 18
Coding region: 1-2238 (745 amino acids)
Biological process (GO): detection of stimulus involved in sensory perception
Cellular component (GO): cytosol; nucleus
Molecular function (GO): iron ion binding; protein serine/threonine phosphatase activity; protein binding
Source: RefSeq, a predicted model, not a curated record
AUGGGAUGCGGCACCUCUGUUACCACGGAAACACAAGGGAAGAAAGUGGAAACGGAUGAAGCCGUGAAGACGACCCCCCCGGCUCUGACUAUGAAGGCGGCGGUUUUGAUCCAGCGAUGGUACCGGCGCUACAUGGCCCGUAUUGAGAUGAGGCGCAGGUACACAUGGAACAUCUUCCAGUCGAUAGAGUAUGCCGGAGAACAGGACCAGCUGCAGCUCUCCAGUUUCUUCAGUUUCAUGCUGGACAACGUCGGCCAGCUGAAUGGAAGUGGGCCAGACCUGAUCUCCCAGCUGCUGGACCCGCUGGUCGACCCCUGGCUGGACAGAGAGAGGUGCUACGACCAGAUCCCCGUUCCGGAGUCGUACGCCGGACCCCGACUCUCGUUUCCUCUCUCCAUCUCGGACACGAACGCUCUGCUCGGUGCAUUCAAAGAGCAGCAGAUUCCUCUUUCUUCCACGCAGACUCUGCACGCCAGAUAUGUUCUGCAGCUGCUGUACGAGACCAAAAAGCUCCUGAAGCAGAUGCCCAACAUCAUCCACCUGUCAACAUCCUACAUCAAUGAUAUCACAAUAUGUGGUGAUCUACAUGGGAGGCUUGAUGAUUUACUGCUCAUAUUUUAUAAGAACGGCCUCCCCUCUGCAGAGACGCCUUAUGUGUUUAACGGGGACUUUGUGGACCGUGGGAAAAAGUCAAUCGAAGUGGUCGUCCUCCUGUUCGCGUAUCUUCUGCUCUACCCCGACUACAUGCACCUGAACCGGGGAAACCACGAAGACCACAUCAUGAAUCUCAGAUACGGGUUCACAAAAGAAGUGAUGCAGAAGUACAAGACUCACUGCCACGAGAUCCUGCAGCUGUUUCAGGACAUUUUCAGCCUCCUGCCCGUCGCAACAGUCAUCGACGGGAAAAUCCUGAUAGUACACGGAGGAAUAUCGGACCAGACUGACCUGGACUUCCUCAGCUCCAUAGACCGACACAAGGUGAAAUCUGCCCUGAGGUUUCCCCGACACAGUCUGGAGCAGCUAGACAUCGGUCAGUCCAGCAGACAGGCCAAAAGAAUUAGAUUGACAGACGGCUCUCGUCCCGGCAGCAGUCGAAGCCAAAGCAAGAACCACAGGAAGAGGCAACGUUGGCUCGGCCGGCAAGACAGCGCCGCCUCCAGUUCUUCCUCCUCGUCCUCCUCCUCUUCCAUCUGUUCACCUCGGACUCCAUCCUGCCUCUCGCCUCGCCCGUGCCCGUCUUCUCCCAGCUUGCCUUACACCAUCAAUGUCCUCCAAGUGCCUUUCCUGGACUCUCUGUCCUCUGUUCCCCCUCCAGCACCCCCGGCGCAUGAUCGGGAAUGGAAACAGAUUGUGGAUAUAUUGUGGAGUGACCCCAAAUCCCAAGCGGGCUGCAGUCCCAACACGUUCCGAGGAGGAGGCUGCUACUUCGGCCCCGACGUCACCCAGAGGCUGCUGCUCCAACACGGACUCCAGCUGCUCAUCAGGUCCCACGAGUGCAAACAGGAGGGAUAUGAGCUCUGUCACGGUGGACAGGUGAUCACCAUUUUCUCAGCGUCCAACUACUAUGAGGAGGGAAGUAACCGCGGUGCCUACAUCAAACUGGGCAGGGAGCUGGUUCCCCGCUUCUACCAGUACCAAGUCAGCCGCACAACACGCAAACUCACCCUGACUCAGAGAGUCCGAGUGGCUGAAGGCUCUGCUCUCAGGGCCUUGAAGGAGAAGCUGUUCACCCAUCGCUCUGAGCUGGUGACGGGAUUCCAGCAGUUCGACCAGAACAGCACCGGUUGUUUGUCGGUCAGUGAGUGGGCUCAGGUGCUGGAGUCCGUGCUGAGACUGGAUCUGCCCUGGAGGACCCUCCGUCCACACUUGUGCCGUCUGACAGCAGAUGGCAGUGUGGAGUAUCAGUCCUGCUUUGAGGACAUGAGCACAGGGAUUCCUCUGCCAACGGUCGCUCCAAGUUUGGCUGAAACUCUGUUCAGAUACAGGACGGACAUCGAGAUAAUAUUCAACAUCAUAGACAAAGACCAUUCAGGUCUGAUCUCCACCGAGGAGUUCCGUCACACCUGGCGUCUGUUCAGCGCUCACCUGGGCGUCGACAUCGACGACAGGGCCAUCGACGAGCUGGCUCGCAGUAUCGACUUCAACAAGGACGGCAGCAUAGACUUUACUGAGUUCCUGGAGGCCUUCAGAGUCGUACACAAACUGGACAUCAAGGACCAGCCACUCAAGUGUUCGUGA